Messenger RNA from Uloborus diversus, 1811 nucleotides. Its product is annotated as nudC domain-containing protein 2-like. The transcript is spliced from 4 exons. Bases 305 to 796 code for a protein of 163 amino acids. The record is from RefSeq and is a predicted model, not a curated record. Lineage: Eukaryota; Metazoa; Arthropoda; Arachnida; Araneae; Uloboridae. Gene Ontology annotation, biological process: protein folding. Gene Ontology annotation, cellular component: cytoplasm.
UACGAUGCGGUGUUUUUUGAAAUUUAAAAUAUAAUUCGAUAGAAUAAAGAAUAGUUGCUGAACUUCGCAAUGAUAUUGUUUUGCUCCGAAAGGCUCAGAGCUUGUUUAAUUCAUUUUGAUAUAAAGCUAUAUUUUGUGAAGGAGUAGUAUGAUUUAUAGCUCUCUAAAAUUGUGAUCCCUUAUCUUCAACUAUCAUUUUAGUUGUGUUUGAUUUGCUAUUUGCUUAUUCCGUGUAGGAAUUUUGUACGAACUACUUCUUUUUGUGAGCUCAUAUUAUUGCGUUUCGUCUCAUUAAGUACAGAAAAUGUCCUUGUCUCACUUUGAUGAACGAAGUGGUAUUGUUGCUGCAGAUACUCCUUGGGGACGGUGGUGGCAAACAGUCAAUGAAGUAUUCAUUGAAAUUAACGUGCCUCCAGAAACACCAGGGAAACUCUGCAAAAUUAGCAUUCGACCGAAUUGCAUAGAGUGCAAUGUUCGGAACGAGGAGAUAUUAAAGGGCACAUUGUUUAAAACUGUUAUGCCUGAUGAAAGCACUUGGACAUUAGAGGAGCGAAAGAAAAUUCUUAUUCUCUUGACUAAAGCUGAAAAAUUUACCCACGAAAAUUUGUGGGUUAGUUUACUAAAAGAUGGUGGUUUUGCUGCUAAUCCAUAUGUUCAGCAUGAAAUGUUAAAAAAACUAGAUUUAGAGAAAUUUCAAAUAGAGCAUCCCGGUUUUGACUUCAGUGGAGCAGAUCUAUCAAAGACUUAUGACAACCCACCAUUUAUUCCUGGAGCAUCCAACGAAGAGUGUAGAUAAAAUUUUAAUUUUACACAAAUUUAAUAUUUUCUGUGGAAAAAAAAUAAGAAAAUCGAAGAAGCUUCAAGUAUUAUUGAAGCAAAGUAUCAUUGAUUUGAUAUUGAAUUGUAAAUAUUUUUUCUGUUUUAUCUCAUAAUCACAUUAAAUUUUCCUUUGUGCUAUGUUUGUCGUCCUGCAAAAUUUAAAGAGUAAAAUUCUACAAUCCUUCCAAGAAUGAUACUUUUGUUAUUGUUAUUGAAAACUAUCAAAAACAUAAUUCAUUAUGGUUUACAACUUUCAAACGUAUAUUGUGGACUGAGUACUGCAAAUAGGUUACCACAAAUUAAAAAAAAUAAGAAUGGUUCAUUUUAGUUGGAAAUUUUUGUUUGAAGGAAGACCUAAAAUACAAAUACAAAAGUGACGACCAGCAACAGGCUCUGAGCCCAGCUAGACUGGUCCUAGUCAAUUUUACUAAGUAGUAAUAAUAGUCAAUAUAGUCACUUCUAAUAAAUUAUUUAGAAUUUUAAUAAUUUAGAAAUAGUAGUUGAAUUACAUUCAUAUCAAGUGUUCAUAUCCCCAAAAAUUGUGAAAAAACAUACACUUAUCAAGUUUUCCUGGAAAGUAUGAGAAAAGCUAAAUUGUAGUUGCCUAUUUCCAGUAUUCCUCUGACAAUGUAUGAUCAGGGUCCAAUAAAUCCUGAACCCCAGAUGGACUGAGCAGUUAACAAUAUACCUUGGCGACUAUUUAUUUUGGAAUAAGAAGGAAUAUGUAUAUAAACUGUGGGAAAUAAUUUGUCAGACACCUAUAAUUUUUUCCUGGCUCCUAAAAUGUUUCAAGUUUUAUAAGAUCCUGCUUAUAAUUUGUUUUGGUUUUUAUCAGCAUUAAAUUUUUGCAAUGAAAAGUAAUUUUAUUUAUUCAUUUGUAGGGAUGCAUUGAAUACCAUAUUUUGGGGGAUACCGAUUGUUCGGUUAAAAUUUAAUGAAUAUUUUACUAAAUACCAAAUAUUUUAACUAUAAUAUUUGUAUCCUGAACUAUA